AUGAAAACUUUGAACGUUUUCGUAUUAGUGAUGAUUGAGAUUGGAUUGAUUUCACUAAGGAUUUGUGAACCAUUGGUAGAUGAGAACGCAUUGAACUUCAGAACUGAAUUGGAACCACUUUCAUCAUCACACUUAACAUUAGCAAGAGAUCAAACUGAUCAAGAUGUUAUGAUGAAAUCAGAAAGUGGCGAAAAUGGAUAUCGCGAAAUGGGAAGAGAUGAUAAGUUAUCGACCCAAGUCAAGACGACAAGAACAACAAACGAAGAUUUCAAUGAACCUUUAAUCAUCAAUCCAAACGCAGAUUCAAACUUGUUCAUCUCGGAACAAGACAAGAUUUUAAUUGAAAAAGACCUCAAUUCGGCGCGCAGACAUCAUAGUAAUCCUAUCAAACGAUUGAACAAGAUCUUGAGAAGUUGCUUGUCCCAAAACUCUCGAACUUUAGAAACUCAAAGAGUGGGUAAAGAGUCCUUCAAGGAUGAGAAAGUGGUAUUAUCCGAACAAAAGGCUCAGAAAGAUAUACAACCCAAAGAGGAUGAAAUGAAUCCUGAAGAGAUGAACCUAAAUGAAAGAUUCAAAGAACCAGAGAAACUUGUAGGAUCAGUCAAGGAGAAUAAAACUCUAGAACAAAGAAAGAUUUCAGUAUGGGAAGCCAUUAGGAAUGCCUUAACACUUGAUUUUUAUUUGUUCAAAUUAUUCAAGAAUAUGUGGGCGAAUUGGUUUAAACAUCUUUCAGCUGGAAAGAAGAAACCAACACAUCGAUCAAAAAAGAUACCAAUAACCGAAAAGGUUUUCAAGAAUGAAGAUAUUCAAAACAUUGAUCAUAACAAGGAGGCGACUAAAUUGGAAAAGCUGUCACCAUCUGAUCUCAAAGAGUUCAAAGUUCAAGAAAACUCAAAAGAUGAAGAUUUCCACUCAUCUGAAUUGACUGUGAACAUUAAACCCCCACUCAGUGAAGAAACUAAACAAGACUUUCAAUCUGAAGAAGAACUUGGACCAGCCUUACAGUUCUUAGAACAUAGAUCAUCAUCAUCAUCAAGAAAUGAUGAUUUAAAUCAAGAUGAAAGUGAAAGGGAUGAGUUAAUGCGAUCCAAUAACAUUCAAUUCUUACCACCUUCACCAAGUUUCUCAAUGAGCUCAAAAGAUUUCAAAUCGAUGAUCCAAUCCAAAGAAUUCCAUCCCUAUACCACUUCUCCAAACUUUGAUACAUUUAUUCAUUCUACUGAGAAUCAGAUCGAUUCAGAUGCGACUACUCCUAAAUUUGAACACUUCCAACCAGUGAUCAAUUCUCCAGAGGUGCCUUCGGAGCCUUUAAGCUUAGAAGAUACUUAUGCAUUGAUUCAUCCUACCGAAAAUGAUCCUGAAUCUAGUAGUCCAACUGUGGAAAAGAAAAAAUCACAAACCCAGUUUUCUGAAAUCAUUCCAGACAGUAAUUCCCCCAGGGAAGAACCUACCAUUGAUUCCCCAGAAUGCCUUUCAAGUCCUCACGAAGAUGAAGAUGAAAACUUUGAACCUGUGUAUGAAGCCGAUCAAGGAGAAUGGGAUUACUUAAAGAUCCGUAAACCAAUCCAAUCCACAUCAUCCUCAUCAUCAUCACCAUCCUCUAUCAAUUCAAAAGACGCAAGACAAAAAAGACUUAGGAACUCACUAAGAAGGAAUUAUAGUAAGAACCAAUUCUUAAGGAAAAGUUCAAAAGGAUUAAAAGUUUUAAAGAAAUCUAAAAGUCAAAAAGUUAAUCGAGUAUCAAAUCCUAGUUCAAUUCAUGAUGAUCAACCAAAAUCAGGUCAUGAAGUUAUUGGAGAACCUGAAGUUGAACCUAAACCUACACCUUCAAAGCCAUGGAUGUAUCAAAGAUUAUUGAGUUGGUUUUGA
This is a messenger RNA of Melampsora larici-populina 98AG31, 1869 nucleotides long. RefSeq lists its product as uncharacterized. The transcript has 2 exons. The record is from RefSeq and is a predicted model, not a curated record. Lineage: Eukaryota; Fungi; Basidiomycota; Pucciniomycetes; Pucciniales; Melampsoraceae. The coding region runs from base 1 to 1869 and encodes 622 amino acids.